AUGAAGACAUCCAAAAGCUUCUUCAUCUUGGCUGCGAGUACUGGUGUUGCUCUGGGACAGUUCUGUGAGCACCAGUGGGAGGGGAGCUUCGCAGACCACAAGGUCAACGGUGUUCCGUAUCUGCAGGCAAGACAGGACGUUCCGGCGCCCCCUCUGGAGAUCCAGCCCCUGAUUGUAAAUGGACCGUCGAGCAAUCGCAUCGAUCUCAUCUUCUUUGGCGAUGGAUAUACCGAGGAUGAAAAGGACAAGUUCUUCGCCGAUGCCCUCUUCCUCGCCGCAAACCUUACGGACGGACAGACCUAUGCCAGUGUUCUUCCUCUGAUGAACUUCUGGGCUGGCUUCUCAUCGAGUGCCGAGAGCGGCAUAGGCGUCGGCGGGCAGCCACUGGACACCGUUUACGGGCUUUACCGCGAUGGCACCGAGCUGCGUGGUGUGUAUUACGAUAAGCCCGAGGUGGCUCGCGCUGCAUGUCAGUCAACAGAUGCUUGUGACUUUCCUAUUCUUCUAGGGAACGACCCUUUAUAUGGAGGGCUCGGCGGUACAUUCACCACCGUAACUGUCUCUCCCAUUAAUGGGCCCGCAGUUCUUCGGCACGAGCUAGGUCAUUCAAUCAUCGGAGUCGGCGAGGAAUACGACGGGGGGCAGGUGUAUCGCGGUGUCAACUCGGCGCAGUCCACCGACUCCGUUCCUUGGGAGCUAUGGUACACCGAGCCAGCCACCGAGCCCAAGAUUCAGCGGUCCAAUAUGCCUAUCCAGGCAUACCCCUGGACGUUGCUUAACGCGACCCAAAGCUGGAGCCAGACCUUCGUCUCGACGGGCACAUAUGCCUCUUACUUGCUCCAGUUCAGCGUGAGUGGCAUGACUGCCAGCACCGACUUGCGGGCCGAGAUCGAUGGAAAGGACGUUGGCUGGGCGAUAAAACCAGAAGUCGGAGUGGAUAGGUACAUCUAUAACAUGAAGAUGGACAAGGGGCUGGCGCCAGGAGAGCACGAGGUGAAGUUCAGCCUACUGAACGAGGCCAUUGAAGGCAGCGCGCAGCUUUGCAACCUUGAGGUUAUGGAAUACGGAGAAGAAUUCGAUCUUGAAUUGGGAUAUCAUGGAUUGUAUCCUACAUUCUCAGACAUCAACGAAACCACCUACCGCCCGACCAACAACAUGUGUCUUAUGCGGGAUAUCUACACCGCAAACUUCUGCAACGCCUGUAUGGAAGGCCUGUGGCUAUCCCUGCUCGGUCCACUUUCCUUCAUCGACAACAUCACCCAAGUGGCUCUGCCAGACGGCUCCAUAAACGCCACCGUCCACCUGAUCUCACUCGCGCAGUCCAGGCAGGUCCCAACCCCACACGAGGAAGCGUAUACAAUCUUGUGGUACUGCACCGAUGAGAACGUAGUCCUUGAGGACUGGACCAAUAGCACGAGCGCGAUCAUACCGCAGGGGGUUACGGAGUUCGGAGUCGAGGUCAAAUUUUGGACGGAGCAGGUCAGGGUUGACAACGCUGGUAUCCUGGCAGAGAAGCAGAGGUCUUCUGUGGCACGAUAA
Anthostomella pinea is the source of this 1539-nucleotide messenger RNA. NCBI's taxonomy places the organism in Eukaryota, Fungi, Ascomycota, Sordariomycetes, Xylariales, Xylariaceae. The record is from the annotation of a GenBank genome assembly.